CCGGUCGAUUUUAUCCAGUAGUGAACUAUUUUCCGCGAAAGUGAUCGAUUUUUUAACCAAACAUUAAUGUAUUACACAAUAAGAAGUCUGUUAAUGCAAGCUAGGAACACCUAUAAGAAGUUUACAGACAUGAAUAAGAGCAAUAUUGCUAAACUUCAAAUGUGUGGUACGGAGGAGGAGAUGAGGGAAGUGGCUGGCAGGAUAUGCAGGAACUACCUCCAUGGAGCUUGGAAGACCGUGGACCCUAAAGAUCUGAGUUUCAGACGGAUUAGUGGUGGUCUAUCCAACUUCUUGUACUAUAUAGCUCUUCCUGAUGACGUGUCUAAAUGGGGGGGCUACCAGAAGCGGGAGAGCUCGCCAGAAACAGACCCUGAGAACGUUGACAAUAAGAACCUUAGGAGGAAUCUGGUCAAGAGCACCUCCUUCUCCAUUGAGGAACCUAGAAAGGUUUUACUAAGAAUCUACGGCCAAGUUCACGGUGAGCGCGCAAUGGAUGCCAUCGUCACCGAAUCUGUGAUCUUCACGCUUUUAUCAGAGAGGAGACUUGGUCCAAAGCUACAUGGCGUCUUCUCCGGUGGCAGAAUCGAACAAUAUAUACCUGCAAGGUGUCUACUGACAAAAGAACUAGCAGACCCGGCGUUGUCAAUGAAAAUUGCUGAAAAAAUGGCAGCUAUACAUUCAAUGGAGGUUCCUCUGAAUAAGGAACCCAACUGGAUCUGGAAGACCAUGUACAAAUGGCUGAAGACUGUGAAAGAGGAGAGGCUGAGCAAUACUGGUCAGGGAAAGAACGAACAAGAGCAGCGUAUUAUCCAGCAGUUGAAGAAUACGGAUCUGGAAAAAGAAAUAGAAUGGUUGAAGAAGUUCCUCGCUACUGUCGAUUCUCCCGUUGUGUUCUGCCACAAUGAUAUGCAAGAAGGCAACAUCCUACUCGUCGAAGACACGCAAACGGCCGCAGAUGACGAUGUCUCACAAAUGUAUGUUCAAAGUUUCGAAUCAGAUGAAAAUCGUACAGGAAAGAACGGCAGCAUUGACAAGGACCACUUCGAUUCCCAGUUUGAGGACGCUAAUACUUCUGACACAGUUUUAAGCCACAUGUCCGAUUGGGGCGAGCCAAAAUUGGUCCUUAUUGAUUUCGAAUAUUGUGCUUAUAAUCAUCGGGGAUUUGAUAUCGCCAAUCAUUUCCAAGAGUGGGCGUUUGACUAUACCAAUCCUGAACAUCCGUUCUAUUACGAAAAUCAGGACUGCACGCCGAGUUUGGAGCAGAAGGAAAUAUUCAUACGUGAGUACCUAAAACAUUAUCAAGCGAAUGUCUCAGACAAGACCGAGGUCAGUUUGGACGAUGUCAAUAAGCUGCUGGAUGAGGUCGAAGCGUUCGCACUGGCCAGCCAUCUGUUCUGGGCUCUCUGGUCGAUAGUCAACGCGUCAAAAAGCCAGAUACCCUUCGGUUAUUGGGAAUAUGCUGUAUCAAGACUAGACACCUACCUGAGGCUAAAACUGGAAGUCAUCAAGAAAGACAAAUAUGGACUCCCCCAAAAGAGGAAAAUAUGUGAGGUCGACAUAUGAGAGGGGUUGGGAGGCCUCGCGCUGUAGACCCCACAAGUCACUCCGGCGCAGAGCUAUUUGGACCCCGCUAGGUCCAGACCCCGGUCAAGUAAGACCCCGUAGAGUUUGACCCCCCGAAUUUGAGUUUUUAACUCUUGAGAUGGACGUUUUUGUUCGUAAUGGACAUUCUGGACUGUCUUCAAAGGUCUGUGUAUAUUUUGGGAGUGUGAUUCCAGUGUGGAUUUCUACCCAGUCCAUUCCGAAAUUGGGUAGUAUAUGAGUUCUGGGUGUAAAUAAUAUUAUAAAAACUGAUUUUUGAUUCCUUGCAUACAGUAUUCCUUAGAGAAAUAGGUUUUUUAACCAGUUUUUUUGGACCCCCUAAAGGUCCAAAAUUGUGUACGGGACCUAAAAGUCCUUUGUUAUGAAUGCUUAUAGUUUUUUCAGUACAGUUGGCAACACAGGUUUUGUUAAAUCUACCAAAUUAUUUUGUUAUUUGUAUUUUAUGUUGUUUAGAAUACAAAUGAGAUUUUUUUGGAUAUUCAACACCAAAAAUACUUUUGUUGCUAACUGUACGUUUUCCAUAUGAGAUCUGCAUAUCCUUAUUAGAUAAGUAUGCUUGAUGUUAUCGAAGCUAUUUGAGAUUCCCUCGAAUCGUUAUUAUAAGUACAAACGAUGUUUGAAAAAUGACUGAAAUGUAAGAUUUGAGAUAUAUUGAGCGAUUCGGGCGACGAAUAUUCCGAGUUUGAAAGUCGGACGGACUCGGAAAGUUGUGUACUUAAGUUUUUUUUUUGAAAAAGUUGGUCAACUGUUGCCCGAUUUUUUGUGUUUUUUAAUUCUUAUCCGUGUCAACUUAGGAACACAAUGAAGCGAACCUUCUUUAUGAUUUCCUAUGUUUUUUUACGUCGUCAACAAAGUUGCUCGUCUAAG
Messenger RNA from Spodoptera exigua (beet armyworm), 2469 nucleotides. Lineage: Eukaryota; Metazoa; Arthropoda; Insecta; Lepidoptera; Noctuidae. The record is from the annotation of a GenBank genome assembly.